AUGGCCGAGCCCAAGAAGCAGCUUCAUAUAGCCAUAUUCCCAUGGUUAGCCUUUGGUCACAUUAUCCCAUUUUUGGAGCUCGGCAAACUCAUUGCCCGGCGAAAGGGCCAUCGUAUUUCCUUCAUAUCAACAGCAAGAAACAUUGAUCGCCUCCCCAACAUCCCUCCAAAUGUUGCACCUUUGAUAACUUUAGUGAAGCUUCCCUUACCCCACGUUGACAACCUGCCAGAAAAUGCAGAGGCUACCAUGGACGUACCGCACAACGUAAUUCCAUUUCUUAAGAUAGCUCACGAUGGUCUCCAAGAACCUUUGUCUAGGUUUCUGGAAAGUUCGAGCCCUGAUUGGAUCAUUCAUGACUUUGCCCCUUACUGGUUACUACCAAUUGCAGCUAGACUUGGCAUCUCGCGGGCUUUCUUCAGUGUUUUCAACGCAUCAUCCUUGUGUUUCUUUGGUCCACCAAAGUUGCCGUUCUCGGCUUCGUCGGAAACAACAGACGAGCCCGACCCCAGCACACGAACAGAACUCGAGCAUUUCAUUGUUCCUCCCAAAUGGAUCCCCUUUCCAUCCAAAAUAGUGUAUCGGCCUUAUGAGGUGAGAAAGCUCUUAAAAAACACUGACGUCAAUGCCUCCGGUGUUUCGGACUUGUUUCGUCUCAUGACGGUGUACUCAGGCACCGAAGUCGUGGCUAUUAAAACAUGCAUCGAAGUCGAAGCUGAGUGGUUGAAUCUCUUCGGAGAGCUUCUCCAUAUACCCGUAGUUCCCGUCGGCUUAUUGCCACCCUUGCCACAAGAAGGCAACGACAAUAAAGACGGCACUUGGGAUGCAAUUGCUGAGUGGCUAGACAAGCAAGAGAAAGGGUCAGUGGUUUAUGUAGCACUAGGAAGUGAAAUCCGACCGAGUCAAGAAGACUUCAAUGAGUUGGCUCUGGGGCUAGAGCAAUCGAGGUUGCCAUUCUUUUGGGCUUUAAGAAAGUCAGCAGGUGGGGAAUCGAUUGAGCUACCGGAAGGGUUCGAGGAUCGAACCAAAGGUCGUGGGAUUGUUUGGAUGGGUUGGGCACCUCAGUUGAAGAUAUUAGGCCACGAGUCAGUUGGGGGUUUCCUGACUCACUGUGGUUGGAGUUCAGUAACAGAGGCAUUUCAAUAUGGACGUGUACUUAUCAUGCUGCCUUUCAAUGGGGAUCAAGGAUUAGUAGCUAGGUUCUUGGAAGAGAAGCAGGCAGGAGUUGAGAUUCCCAGGAAGGAGGAAGAUGGAUCAUUUACGAGGGACUCAGUGACACAAACUUUGAGGUUGGCAAUGAAGGAUGCAAAGGGUCAGAUAUACAGGGACAAAGCCAAGGAAAUGACCACCAUAUUUGGGAAUAAGGAACUCCAGCACCGAUACGUCGACAAGUUUGUUGAAUUGCUUGAGAACAACAGGCAGAUCAUUACCAAGGGUUAGAAAACAGGAAGUGAUAAUUAAGAUUAUGCAAAUUAAGUUUUACAGAAGUUCCUCAACAAGCAGCUUUGGGAGUUAUAAAUAAUUAUGUUGGGUUAAUUAUUUUUCAUGUUUUCUUUUUGUUGUUGGAGAUCAUGUUUUAAACAACAUCGAUCAUUGUCAAGCUGGUAUCCCCUCACGUACAGGGUUUAAAGUCGAAAAUAAUAUUGGUGCUAUCUAUAAA
Messenger RNA from Juglans microcarpa x Juglans regia, 1657 nucleotides. RefSeq names its product putative UDP-rhamnose:rhamnosyltransferase 1. The transcript is spliced from 2 exons. The record is from RefSeq and is a predicted model, not a curated record. The coding region runs from base 1 to 1437 and encodes 478 amino acids. Lineage: Eukaryota; Viridiplantae; Streptophyta; Magnoliopsida; Fagales; Juglandaceae. Gene Ontology annotation, molecular function: UDP-glycosyltransferase activity.